Messenger RNA from Mesocestoides corti, 1314 nucleotides. The record is from the annotation of a GenBank genome assembly. NCBI's taxonomy places the organism in Eukaryota, Metazoa, Platyhelminthes, Cestoda, Cyclophyllidea, Mesocestoididae.
AUGAAGCUAACGUUUCUCAUACCUGAACUGAAAGUUUUUACUCGUGCGGUAUCGGCUUUGGGCAAACUUGGUGAUGAACUGUACUUUGAAUGUAGUCCCCACGAAUUCAGUCUGAGAUGUGUCAAUUCAUCACGUUCGGCUUUUGCCGUCGUCUUUUUUUCUGAGUGUUUCUUUGAGAAGGCCUCUGGACUCACCGAAGUUGCCCUUCGUUUCAAACUAAGCGCCAAGACUUGUUGUAAAAUUUUCAAGCAGACUACGGCUUGGGUUAAAGUUGUCCAAAAGUGUAAAAUGCGCCUUGAUGAAAAUAACGAUAGACUUAUUGUGCAAUUCUUUCAAAGGCAUGGAAUCGUCAAAACGUACAACCUCCCCAUAAUUGAGUGUGAGAGUCUUGAGGCUGUGUAUAAUGUGGAGGAUGCGACUUCCCAGAUGACAAUUUCUUCAAAGGUAGUGGGUGAAAUCUUGAGUAAUUUCCGACCGAACCAGACUGAAGUGACUAUGGUUCUGCAGGAGGGCGAAUGUGUCUUUCAGAACUAUGUCGCCGACUCCGACUUUUCAGCUAUUCUUACACACGUUCCGAUAUCGUCCAGUGAAUUUGACAUCUAUCGUUUGGGUGAAGAAUGUGAUCUAACGUUUUGUUUGAAGGAUUUCAGGGCAGCUGUAGCUUUCGGCGAAUCGAUGAACUCUAUAGUGUCCGUUCACUGUAGUCGCCCUGGCAAGCCCUUGGUUCUCACAUGCACCGACAACAAUCGAUUUAAAGCCCAUUUUGUUCUUGCUUCCUUGCCGUCAGCUCACACUCCAAAACAGCCUCCAGUGCAUCCCAUCUCCAACACGUCUUCACAUUUUAAAUCUAUGAACACGGUAUCUGCGACACCCAGCUCAUCACGCGUAAAAAAAUCAAAUCUGCAAUCAAGUGACACGGCGCUUAUGGCUCCCACUCAAGUCCUCCAAUCGUCCGAAACCGGCAUCGCCAGAACACAUUUCGAAGCUCGGUCAGUGCUUUUCUCGCGUUCGGGCGGCGAGGACGCCGAGGACACCUUCUUCCGCAACCCACCUCCAGCUCAGCCGGCUGUUCCUUUGUGUGAAGAUCUCUUUGAGAACGUGGACAUGGACGUGUCAUUCAGCGCUGCCCAAUGUGACACAGACGCAAGGUCCAACUGCAGGCCAUCGUCAACUCGGCUAAUUGACGCCAAAGCUGCUGCAACCUCAGGCUGGGACAACGCCGACAGUCUCCGUGCUCUUGCUGUCGCCGAUGCCGACUGCGGGAGGAAGUCAAAUGCGACGUUGUUGGUCGCUGACUCAGAUGAAGAAGGUUGA